Panicum virgatum (switchgrass) is the source of this 1715-nucleotide messenger RNA. Its product is annotated as probable methyltransferase At1g29790. Gene Ontology annotation, molecular function: S-adenosylmethionine-dependent methyltransferase activity. Bases 139 to 1368 code for a protein of 409 amino acids. NCBI's taxonomy places the organism in Eukaryota, Viridiplantae, Streptophyta, Magnoliopsida, Poales, Poaceae. The transcript has a single exon. The record is from RefSeq and is a predicted model, not a curated record.
AGAGGCAAAGAAGGCCUCAGUCUCCGUUCACACUUCGACGCUUCACAAUCCACACUCUCCACUGUACUAGCAAUCUAUCUCCAGAGUCCAGAUCCCCGCCCACAUCCUCCUAGGUCCUAGCCGACUACUGUGCCGGCGAUGAGGAAGACGGGGGUGACCUCCGCCACCACAGGCGCAGCCGCAGGAGGAGGAGGAGGAGGAGGGGCAGGCUGGCCGUGCGGCGGCGGCCUCAACCUCAGCGUGAGGCUCAACGUGCUGCUGCUGCUGUCGGUGGUGGCCACCAACCUGGUGUCCCUCUACCACCUCUCCCUCCGCGCCGCCACCGCGCCGCCGGUCCUCCUCCAGCAGCGCCAGCAGCAGGGCGGCGACCAGGAGGAGCUGGCCCUGAUCCGGCAGCUGGACGCCAUCCGCGCGGGCGUGUCGCAGCUGAACCACCUCCGUUCCUCGUCCCCGCCGCCGCCGCCUCCCCCGCUGGAGCUGCUCCUCUACUCCCGCCUCGCUCCCGUCGCCUCCGCCUGCUCCGCGCACCCGGACCUUCUCCACCGGUACAUGUCCUACACCCCCUUCGCGCCCUGCCCCGACGACGCCCUCUCCCUCGCCGAGCCGCUCCUCCUCCGCGGAUGCCACCCGCUCCCGCGCCGCCGGUGCUUCUCCCCCACCGCCUCCGCGUCCGCGUCCAAGCUCCUCCCCGACGACCCCUUCUCCCCGCUCCCCGACGCCGCCGUCCGCUGGCCCAAGGAGGGGAAUUGCAAAUCUUUCUCCUGCCUGCAGCCGUCGCUGGGCUUCGACGUGGCGCGCACGGAGGCCGCUCGGUUCCUCCGCGCGCGGAGCGCCCUGGACCUGACGGCGCCGCAGCUCCUGCGGCUGGCGUCGCUGAGCCGCGCGGGGCCCAUCCGGCUGGGGCUCGACGUCGGCGGCGGCACGGGCACGCUGGCGGCGCGGCUCAAGAAGCUCGCCAACGCCACGGUGGUGACGACCACCAUGAACCUGGGCGCGCCGUACUCGGAGGCGGCGGCGGCGCGCGGGGUGGUGCCGCUGCACGCGCCGCUGCAGCAGCGGUUCCCGGUGGGGGACGGGACCAUGGACCUGGUGCGGGCGGGGCACGCCGUCAACCGCUGGAUCCCGGAGGUGGCGCUGGAGUUCCUGUGGUACGACGCCGACCGGGUGCUGCGCCCGGGCGGGCUGCUCUGGGUCGACCACUUCUGGUGCCGGAGGAGCGACCUGGAGGGCGUCUACGCCGCCAUGCUGCGGAGGCUCGGCUACAAGACCAUCAAGUGGGCCAUCGCCGACAAGAGCGUCGCCGGCGGCGGCAACGGUGGCAAGGACGAGGUCUACCUCACCGCGCUGCUGCAGAAGCCAUUCAGCUAGGUGGGUGGCGCACAAUGUGAAAUUGAAGUUCAUCGAUCAAUGGAGCAUCGAUCUUCUUGGCUGAAGACCGAAGCAAUGCAGAUUGCAGUCAGCUUGUGCUAUACGCUUGCAGUUUCUGCAGCAAUGUGUGCAAGCCAAGCUGUUGAACUGAUGGGCAAGCAACCUUGGCAUUUUUUCAUCAUUGUAUGUAAAUGGGAGUAUUAAUGUCAUAAUUAGCAGCCGUCCUCUAGAGAAUUUCGUCCAGUGAUUAACAGGCCUCACCAUAUGACAGCAAUUUUUCCUCCACUGAUUCCUGGUUUGCAAGUUAAACUGUUUACUGAUAGUACAAUUUUUGUGUUGGAUUUUUA